Spinacia oleracea (spinach) is the source of this 993-nucleotide messenger RNA. RefSeq names its product cysteine proteinase inhibitor A-like. The transcript is spliced from 2 exons. NCBI's taxonomy places the organism in Eukaryota, Viridiplantae, Streptophyta, Magnoliopsida, Caryophyllales, Amaranthaceae. The record is from RefSeq and is a predicted model, not a curated record. The coding region runs from base 65 to 409 and encodes 114 amino acids. Gene Ontology annotation, molecular function: cysteine-type endopeptidase inhibitor activity.
UAAACUAGAUUACUCCAACAGACACAUAACAACACACAUUUGCACACUAACAUCAAACGCAAAAAUGAGUUGCUCUGCUCAACUGAAGAAGAAAGUUGGAGGCCUUGAGCCUGUCGACCCAAACAGUCCAAAGAUCAUCGAGAUCGCGAAUUGGGCCGUUAAGGAACACAACAAGGAAGGAGGAAUACCCCUUGAGUUUAUCAGGGUUAUAAAAGCAGAACAACAAGUGGUUUCCGGUAUGAUGUACUACAUUGUUCUUGAGGCAACUAAUGGAUUGCUUAUCCAUGGUGCACCCAUCACCAAUGAAUACUUUGCCAAGGUUUAUGAUCAGCCAUGGACUCACACCCGCAAACUCGAAGUGUUCGAGCCUAUGUUGCAAGACAAGCCACGUAUCGCCAUUGCAAACUAGAAUAACCAACAAUCUUCAAUGCUGCACUAAAGAGUGUGCACAUUAUAUAUAAAAGUGUAUGAAUAAGUGUUUGAUGUUGUUGGGGUGUUAAAAUGGGCCCACCAUUUUAACCUAAAAGCCAAUAAAAUCCACUCAAGCCCAAUAUCCCUUACAAGGCCUCAAAGGCCCAACAAAGGCACUAUAUAUACCCCUCAAAGGGCAAGGUAAAGAGGCCAUUCUCUAACCCUAGAGAAGCCACCCUACUCUCUCUCCCCUAAACACCUCAUUUUAUACAUCAAUUGUACUGACUUGAGCGUCGGAGGCUCCGCCUCGGGGACCCCCCCUUGGCCCGGAGUUCAUCUUGCAGGCACCGUACGUGAUCGGAACUCAAGACAUCAAGGACGCUCCUUCCAUCGUUUCAACCCCGGAACAGAUGUGCUUAGUUACAUCUAAACAACAAUGAACUACUACUACUACUACUACUAAUACUACUGUUACUUAGAACGAAUGUCUUUCAGCUCCGUUUGGUAGGGUGUAAAACGUUUUCAUUGUAAAAUGAUUUAUACUAAUUUUAUAAUAAACCAUAGCACAAAGUGGUUAAUAAA